UUUUAUCGUGGCAGCGUGGGGAGGCAAGGACUAUUACACAUUUAUGUGAUUAUGUCGUUGUUAGAAGAAGCUUUCCAAUAUCACGUCUUCGUUAACGCGUGAGAAGUAAGUUCUUUUAAAAUUCACCUCAGUCAGGCAGUGGCACCGCGCAACCCCAACUGUAAUAAACUGUACCGUAAUGCAAGGGCAUUGGGCAAGGUUCAACUGCUACCAAGAGAGCAGUUUCUGAAUCCGAAUGCUGCUGUAGGGAAUAGAAUUGAACUGAGGUCAUAAAUGCUCAACGGAGAUUGGUAAAUACAAGAAGAACGAUCUUAAUGUACUGUACUGUUAGGACGAUGGAUAACACUGGUCUAUACUGAAGUAUCAAAUGCGGGAUGCUCUCGAGUGAAAUAGAUCUCGCUAGUCGCUGCUGAAGAACUGUUACGAGUAGCUCUUGAUUUUCUGGCGGGCAGAGAGAAGGGAAAGACGGGAUCAUUCAGUUGAGCACGCCGGUCGGUAGACUUCCUCAACACACCAUCUCUUUUAGAUUCGAUUCGAUUUUAAUCAUCGCCGCAGGAACUCUCUUAUUCCUUUGAGGAAUACUGACGUGGGUUUUUUUUCAUUCUGAUAUUGACUUCUGGAUUCAUCAGUGUUAGUUUAUAAAAGCGAUGACCAGAUUUCAUCCGAGACUGACAUUUUCUUGAUGUCGUUGCCGGUGCUCAAGGUAGGAAGCAGCUCAUGUGGUCUCCUCAGUGAUCCUGGUUUUUGGAUCCUUGAUUCAAGGAUGUAAAUCACCUUUAGCUCGUUCAUGAAAAUCUUGUAUCAUUGAGAUUUCCUUAUCUGUGUCAAGAAAACGGAUCGUUCUGCAGGAGUCGUCAAAUGAAUAACCAUCAGCCUGUGACCAUCACAAUUUCCAAUAUGGGGUCAUUGGAUCAAAACAAACUCGAGGAAUACUUCGACCAAAAUCCAGAGCUGGUACAGGAAUAUUUCCUGAAGAGGGCCGACAUCGGUCUUGUGAACAAAUGGUUAGUUGGCCAUGGGUUCCAUACCAUACAUGACUACGUCUCGGGACAUCGGGGAUCUCUCUCUCAGGAGAGCAGCGGUCCUGCAUCACCUAAUGUCACAAUGACGGAUAGUGGCUUCUUCUCGGACAAAGACGUCAAACACAUUCGCACAAAUUCAAAGAAACAUCUCCGUCAUGACUUUGCUAGAUCUAAAAUGCGAAGUAUGUUUCGCACGUGCGAGCCCUCGGUCACACAAUCACAUACUCUCGAAGCCAGGCGCAGUAGCUUAAAGGGCAUGCGCCAAUUUAAGUCACUUCCGGCGACAAAUAUCAACAUGCUGAGCAUGCUCAUUGAGUCAAAAGUCAGACUUCCGCGCUAUGCGAGUAAGGACGAGGAUUAUAAACGCGAAUUACGUCACAUUAACGAACGGGAGUUCUUUCUUGAGAUCGUCAAGGAUAUCUCAAAUGACCUUGACCUUGACGGAUUAGCGGUGAAGAUACGGACAAACAUUCAGAUAUUAUGCGAUUGUGAUCAUAGUACUUUAUACCUCAUCGAGGGGCCCAAAGGGCACGAAACGCUUGUGUCAAAAUCAUGUGAUUCGUCUGAGGAUUAUCGCGGAAGUGAUCUGUUUCUACGCGGUAACCACGGAAACUAUAUAAACAAAGUGCCGCUGGGGAAAGGUAUCGUGGGAUAUGUUGGCGAAACCGGAAGAACAGUGAAUCUGGAGCAUGCGCAAGAGGAUCCGCGGUACAAUGAGAUGGUGGAUUUAAUCGGCGGCUCCCAGUCGAGCUCGCUACUCUGUAUGCCAAUCAGAAAUGCAGACGACGAGGUGAUUGGCGUGGCGGAAGUGAUGCAUAAGAUCAGGAACGGAAGCGUUUUUACGAAAGAUGAUGAAAAGUUGUUCGAAACGUACCUGACAUUCUGUGGUAUAGCCAUCCAGAAUGCCCUGGUUUUCGACGCCUACAGCAAGGAAUAUGAAAGAAAUAAGGAACUCCUCGAAGUGGUUCACGACCUAUUCGAAGAACAGACAUCAGUCGAUGCUGUGGUGUCAAAGAUUAUGCAGCGAGCUCAGUCCUUGCUCAAAUGUGAACGCGUUUCGAUGCUGCUCAAAGAUAUGAACGAUAAAGACAAUAUAGUAUUCACGAAAGCCUUCGACCUGUGCCAGGCAAAUAAUGGUGACGUCACGCAGAGCUGCAAUAAGCGUCCGAACACCCGGAUCUAUGACCGUAUAGCUGAGAUCGUAGCCUCAACCGGUGAAACAGUCAACAUGGCCGAGACUGCCAGUGAUAGUAGAUUCGAUCUCAGCUCAGAGAAGGCCAAUGGCGUCCAGGCGAAAAGUCUUCUGUGUAAGCCAAUCAGGAAUCCGGAUUUUCAAAUCAUAGGCGUGGCCAAAGUGAUAAACCGACAGGAUGGGAAGCCGUUUGACGAAAUGGACGAUCAACUGUUUGAGGCGUUCACGAUCUUCUGCGGACUCGGUAUCAACAAUUGCCUCCUGUACGACGAGGUGUCUCGAGCAGCGGCCAGGCAAGCAGUAGCCCUGGAAGUCUUGUCCUACCAUGCCGCGAUUAGCACCGAGGAGGUUCAAAAGUUUAAGCGUGCCAAAGUGCCCGAGGUCUCAUCAUGGCAUCUCACGGAGCUGACCUUCAAUGAUUUCUCACUGGACUCAGAUGAGAUGCUCAUUGCCAGCAUCCGGAUAUUCAUGGAUGCUGGACUUAUCCAUGCUUACAAGAUUGAAUACGAGACGCUUAUUCGAUGGCUGUUGACAGUCCGGAAGAAUUACCGCCAGGUGGCUUACCACAACUGGAGACAUGCGUUCAACGUCUGCCAGGUCAUGUUCACGAUAUUGAAAUCAACACAGACAGAGCGAAACGGCUUCCUUUCCUGCAUCACGAACGCCGAGGCCCUGGCUCUGAUUGUCGGCUGUCUGUGUCAUGAUCUCGACCACAGGGGAACCAAUAACGCAUUCCAACAAAAGAGCAGUUCAGCCUUGGCCCAGCUCUACGGCACCAAGGCGACAUUGGAGCACCAUCACUUCAACCACGCGAUUAUGAUACUCAACAGUGAAGGACACAACAUCUUUGGAAAUAUCCCCGCGGAUGAAUACAAGGAGGUGAUGCGUCUCCUCAAACAUUCCAUCUUGGCGACUGACUUAUCCUUACAUUUUCCAGUAAGGGAGAAAUUCAUGAAACUGGUUGAGAAUGGCCCUUCAGCCAACCGAUGGAAGACGCGGGAAGAGAAAGACAUUGUGCGUAGUGUGCUGAUGACUGCCUGUGAUAUUGCCUGCAUUACCAAGCCUUGGGAAGUACAGAGAAAGGCUGCUGAUCUUGUGAUGACCGAGUUCUUUGACCAAGGCGACAAGGAGAAGAGAGAAUUGAAGAUACAACCUACGCCACUGAUGGACCGGGAGCGCCAAGACGACCUUCCCCAGUUACAGCUUGGUUGGAUCGACGGGAUCUGUCUCCCACUUUAUAAGGCUCUCGGUAAAAUGGACGGUUUCUUCAAGCAACCGUUGGAUGGCGUAUUGGAAAACCGUCGCCAAUGGGACGCGCUCGAGAGACGGCGGAAAAUUCCGAAAGUUGUCCGCGAAACUGGGGUGUGAUUGGUUCGUUUGUAACCUUAGAAUAGAUGCACUACUCUCCAUGCAGAUCGGAGGGCAUUCUUUCUGCCAACGUAGAUUUCGAUUGCACCGCACGGUCCCGGAUGUAGUCACAUAUCAGUUAGCAAUCAGGGGCGAUCAAAGACCAAACAAAACCUCCAGAAAAAACAUAAAAUCUGAACCUGAAAGAGUGAUCUGUCGAAUUUGUAUCAGUCGAUUAUGAUCGAUCGCUACGACAUGGACAUGUACCGGUACGGUCCUGAUUACUGGUAUAUUACCGGUUGUACAGUGAUCGCUCCACCAAUCUCGUAGAGAAGCUGGUCUAAAAUGGCGGCAGUGUUGGCAGGUGUGGAACGCAAUACGGGCGGGCUGCGCAGGAGUCUGGAGAUGAUAUAGACAUCCGACAGGACAAUCACCGAAUUCAGGAAUUUCCGGAACCAGAGUUGAAUUGACUUCCAGUGGUAUUAUCCAAUCAGAAGGACUUGCUAGUAAUGAAUGCUCGUGCCGCCAAGUCGCGACCCUUCCUUGUCAUGGUCGAGUUGAGGUUACAAGGCUAAGUUUAACUACAUGUGAUCAUUAAAUAGUAUUAUAUCGUCGAUAUUGUUGAUAUUAGAUUAUUACAGUUGCUGUAAACAGGUUUAGGACAACUCGCUAUCUUGACAUAUCAAGGUUUAAAAAAAAGUAUGUCAGUGUAUAAAAGAGGAAUGUGUACCUACUUGGACAUGACUGUAUAUAAAAGAGAGAUGGCUUGUCAGCUGUCAAGAAGUCCGUUUAUUGUAUAUUUCGCUGCUUUGUCGUCAAUAGAAUAAAAUGAAUCACGAUAUAUUAA
Lineus longissimus is the source of this 4408-nucleotide messenger RNA. Its product is annotated as dual 3',5'-cyclic-AMP and -GMP phosphodiesterase 11A-like. Gene Ontology annotation, molecular function: 3',5'-cGMP-stimulated cyclic-nucleotide phosphodiesterase activity; protein binding. The record is from RefSeq and is a predicted model, not a curated record. NCBI's taxonomy places the organism in Eukaryota, Metazoa, Nemertea, Pilidiophora, Heteronemertea, Lineidae. Gene Ontology annotation, biological process: signal transduction; negative regulation of receptor guanylyl cyclase signaling pathway. The coding region runs from base 859 to 3582 and encodes 907 amino acids. The transcript has 15 exons.